This is a messenger RNA of Symbiodinium pilosum, 828 nucleotides long. The record is from the annotation of a GenBank genome assembly. NCBI's taxonomy places the organism in Eukaryota, Dinophyceae, Suessiales, Symbiodiniaceae.
AUGGCCAAAGUCGUGUGCGUCACCGGCUGCACGGGGUACGUCGCAUCCGAGGUGGUGCGCCAGUGCCUUGAGCUGGGCUGGACCGUGCGGGGCACCGUGCGUGAUCCUUCGGACGAUUCCAAGACGGGCUACCUCAAGAAGAUGGCGGAAGGCUUGCCUGGUAAGCUCGAGCUCGUUCAGGCGGACCUCCUCGCCGAGGGCGCGUUCGACACAGCAGUCCCUGGCUGUGAAUACGUGUUCCACACCGCUUCGCCCUUCUUCUUUGGGUCGGAGUCAGAGGGGCCUGAGGCUGUAGAGGCCAAACUUAUCAAACCAGCAGUGGACGGCACGAAGAAUGUCCUUGCCUCGGUUGCCAAGCACAAGGCCGACAUCAAGUGCGAGGGCUUCAAGCUGGUGACCAUAUGCCCGUCUUUUGUCCUGGGUCCCGCCAACACCGACCGGAAUGAUGGCGAGUCAAUUGGUUUCGCCCUGAAGCUACUCAAGGAGGGCACAAUCGGGCUGGUUGGCUUCCCCUGCAUUGACGUUCGAGAUGUUGGCAAGGCACACAUCCUCGGCUGCACGAGCUCAAACAGCGAAGGCCGUUACAUUCUCUCUUCCACCUUCGGCGUGCCCGCCUGGUGGGCUUAUGAGGCGCUUGAGCCGCUCGGCCUCCCAAACCUGCAGAAGCCGGAGAAGCCUGAAGGAGCCGAACUGACCCACACCUUCUGUAAUGACAAGGUGCAGUCCACAGAGGGCGCUGGGCUUGGCAUCAAGCUAACGGACUUGAAGACAACCCUUCUCGACAUGAUCACAUCCAUGAAAGUCUCCCACGCUGCGCAUCUUGCUUGA